Molecule: messenger RNA, 2675 nt
Organism: Episyrphus balteatus (marmalade hoverfly)
Lineage: Eukaryota; Metazoa; Arthropoda; Insecta; Diptera; Syrphidae
Exons: 3
Coding region: 1023-2426 (467 amino acids)
Source: RefSeq, a predicted model, not a curated record
UCCGUUGUUUUAGCUUAAUGUAGUUCUUUCUUAUGUAUUAUUUUUUUUUAUUAGUUUUAACUUAAUUUAUUUUGAUUAUUUUUUCAAAUAAUAUUAAGUUUUAAUUUUUUUUUAUUUAUAUUUGCUUAAAUGUUGUUCUAAAAUAUUAAUGUCAAUAUUAAAACGGAAAAGUUAAUUCAAAUAAAAAAAAAAGAUUAAAAAUAUAAUUUGUAUGUCAAUAAGUGGCAGUGGGUGCAUAUUUAAAACACGAUCAGUAAACUCUCACAUGAUCAUCAUUAGUCGGUAAAUGUGAGACGUAAUUUUCAUUAAAGCAAUCUUAAUCAUUUUUUCGUCUCGUGUCUCUUUGUUUUUGAAUGUUUGUUCUCAAAAAUUAUAUGGGUCAGUAGUAUAACCGGGAACUUUUUGUGGUUCUUCCAAACCUAAACAAUGCACAAUAAUUGUUAGCUUAAUGUCUGUUCAAAGUGAGAACAAAGAUUUAUGAUAAAGGGUACACAUCGAUAAGGUCACUCAUCACACAAAUUGCGCGUCAACCCUUUGUUUUUUAUUGAGUUGCAACAAAUACUAUUGACACCUUCAAUAUAUUGCAUAUUUACACCGCACACACCUUUCAAAUGCAUUGCUGCAAUUGAUAGCACUAAUACCCUUCAUCAUCGUGAGCAGCGCGAACAAAAAAGCUUUCUUACAAAAGUUCUAAGCAACUAAGUCGAUACUCAAAUACUCACAAAAGCAACAACCCCUACUGAUACACACUUACUACUAUAACGCUUCUAUAAGUGCACUAUAGCACUGAUAUACAUCGUCGUGCGUCGCUCACCGCCAUUGCCGCUGCCACCACUCAAUCAGCGUUAGAUACUUGAGAUUAGAAGCAAAAUAAAAAACGAAAUAGAACCUAAACACAACGUGUAUAAAAGCUUUAUAGAUGUUUCGAAGAGCUAUCAGUCAGUGUUCAACCAUUAGAAAGGCAACACAAUUUUGUUAAAAGAGAAAACUUUUUAGAAGAAAAUAAAACUGUCAGAAAAAAGAUGACUUCAGAGGUUCUACCAUUAGGUUUGCUGGAAGCAAUAGCAAAAAUUGUCCAAAAGGAAGGUUUUGACAAUAAGUAUAUUUUGGAGACUAGCCAAUUGGCUGGUAUUGGUGAGAAUUCUUAUGGACUGGUGUUACAAGCCAAGAUCAGUUGUCCCAACAAAACAAGGGAACCAUUUUUUUGCGUCUUAAAAAUCGCUCCAUCCAAUCCAGCCCGCAGGAUACACAUGAGAGUUGCUGAUUACUACAAACGUGAAGCUUUCAUGUACAAUGAUGUUUUGCGAGCUUUUCAAGAAAUCCAAGAGGAAGAGAGAAUCCCAGUGGAGGAAGCUUUCAAUGCUAUACCAAAAGUUUAUCACGCAUCACUCAAGGAUCUUGAAGAGUUUUUCAUUUUCGAAGAUCUAAUCCAAGGCGGAUUCAGUCGAAAUUCCCGUUCGAACUUACCAACUUUCGAACUUGCCAUUUCAGCUUUGAAAGCUUUGGCAAAAUAUCACGCAAUGUCAUUUGUCAUACAAGCUAAGAAACCGGAAUUAUUUCAAAAGCUCAUUGGAGAGUUACGUUUCAAUGACAAUCUCUACACUCCAACCAUGGACCAAGUUACCAUUGAAUUUGCCAAGAAAUAUGUUCGCCGUACAAAGGAAAUGAUCGCCGACGAUAAACAUCGAUCAAAUCGAACAGAACUAAUGAAAGUGGUGCAAAUAUUCGAAGAUACGUUCAAAGAAAUUGGAUUGAGAUCUGUCGAUGGAGGUGGAUGUGCGCCGUAUGCGGUGAUCUGUCACGGUGACUUCUGGAACAAUAACGUUCUUUAUCGUUAUGACGAAUGCAACAACCCUAUCGAUGCUAAACUCAUCGAUUUCCAAAUGUCUCGAUAUGCUUCUCCGGUCUUAGAUAUCGUACACUAUCUGUUUGCUUGCACUGAAAAGGAACUUCGAGAUGCUCAUUUUGAUGAAUUUAUAAAUGUCUACCAUGCAACUUUAACUGAACAUUUGCGGCUCUUUAAUUUAGAUCCUGAGGUCAUAUUUCCUCGAUCAGUUUUAAAUAGUCACCUUAAAACCUAUGGACCUUAUGGUUUCUGCAUGGCGAUAUUUUCAGUGCCUUUCUUCAUUUGUGACUCAAGUGAUUUGCCAGAUUUGGAUGAAGUCUCCGAAGCGAUACAUGAACUUUCUUCUGAAGGAUCAGAUUCCGAAGACAGAAACCAAGAGCAAAAUAAUAAUAUCGAUUUGGAAAUGGAAAAGAAGAGUCGAGUUUUGGUGGAGGAAUUUGAAUUAUUGAACGAAAAAACAACACCGUUAUUCAAGAAACGCUUAACAGGAAUUGUACUAGAUUUGGUUAAGUAUGAUAUGGUUGAUGAGUUAGUUGCGUUUGGUAAGAAAGUUCGAGAAGAAAAAAUGACAGCAAAUUAAGAGAGAAAUGCACAAAUCGAUAAUUAUAGUGAGAGUUUUCCAAUGAGGCGUAUAUAUGUAAAUUAGCUAUCGAGAAGCUAAAAACAAAACAAUUGAGUACCUUACAGAUUGUGUUAUUAGAUAAACAAAAAAAUAAUAAUAAUAAUAAAAGAAAAAAAAAAACAGUAUUGUAUUUAAGUGUUUAAAAAGUUCAAAUCAAAUUUUAAUAAAAUUAAUAUGCCAAUGUAUGUAUUUUAAAAAAGAUUUUAA